Quercus robur (English oak) is the source of this 1496-nucleotide messenger RNA. RefSeq names its product CMP-sialic acid transporter 1-like. Gene Ontology annotation, molecular function: pyrimidine nucleotide-sugar transmembrane transporter activity. Gene Ontology annotation, biological process: pyrimidine nucleotide-sugar transmembrane transport. Gene Ontology annotation, cellular component: Golgi membrane. The transcript is spliced from 9 exons. The record is from RefSeq and is a predicted model, not a curated record. The coding region runs from base 148 to 1158 and encodes 336 amino acids. NCBI's taxonomy places the organism in Eukaryota, Viridiplantae, Streptophyta, Magnoliopsida, Fagales, Fagaceae.
CCAAGUCUGCUUGUUCAAUAAAAAACAAAAAAACACUAAUGAGGAAAAGGAACCAACGAUGGUGAACAAGGCAAAAACGCAGCGCUUUGGUUUUGGGUGAUCACCCUCACAGAAGUCUUGUAUCUCGGUCUCGGAAUCGGAGCAAAUAUGCAGUGGUAUCUGGUGGCGUCUCUGCUGACCCUUCUGACCAGCUCUCAGGGAAUUUUGACGACGCUUUCAAUGACUAAUGGCAGAUAUAGGUAUGACUACGCAACUGUUCCCUUUCUGGCCGAAGUUUUUAAGCUUCUAGUAUCGAGUUUUCUUCUUUGGAAAGAGAUCCAGAAGUCACCACCUCCAAAGAUGACUACAGAUUGGAAGAGUGUCCGUUUGUUCCCUAUUCCUUCAAUCAUAUACCUGAUCCACAACAAUGUUCAGUUUGCUACCCUAGCAUAUGUGGAUGCAUCCACAUAUCAAAUCAUGGGAAAUCUCAAGAUUGUCACAACUGGAAUAUUGUUCAGGCUAUUCCUGAGGAGAAAGCUUUCUAAUUUGCAGUGGAUGGCAAUUGUUCUAUUGGCCGUUGGAACAACUAUGAGCCAGGUCAAAGGCUGUGGAGAGGCUUCAUGUGACUCCCUUUUCUCAGCACCAAUUCAGGGAUACAUGUUUGGAAUUCUGUCUGCUUGUCUUUCAGCAUUAGCUGGCAUAUACACAGAGUUUUUGAUGAAGAAGAAUGAUGAUACUUUAUACUGGCAGAAUGUACAAUUAUACACAUUUGGGGCUAUUUUCAAUAUGGCACGGCUUCUCUUGGAUGAUUUCAGAAAUGAAUUUGAGAAAGGGCCAUGGUGGCAACGCCUUUUCAAUGGAUACAGUUUCACAACCUGGCUGGUGGUGUUAAAUCUAGGUUCAACAGGACUUUUGGUUUCUUGGUUAAUGAAAUAUGCUGACAAUAUUGUAAAGGUGUAUUCCACAUCAAUGGCAAUGCCACUGACGACGGUUCUGUCUCUAUUCCUCUUUGAUUUCAGGCCAACGUUGCAGCUUUUCUUGGGUAUUGUUGUUUGCAUGAUGUCACUACACAUGUAUUUUGCCCCUCCAAGUAUGCUAAUCGAAUUGCCAAAGAUGCUAAAUGAAGAUUCAGAAAGUCUUCUUGAAGUUUAUGUUGACCGAAGAACAGAUUCAUCAUGAUAAUUUAUCUCUAAGUGAAGUGCAACAUUCUCUGUCACAUCGGGAGAAUAUCUGAAGGCAUCCGAGAAGUAUAACCAAGCAUGACCUCAAAGAGACACAUGCAUGUAGAUCUACUGAUAGAACUAUUGGGUGCAUGUUAGGCUACAUGGAGAAUGGAAUUUUCAUUUGAUGUCCCUUUUAGGCUCUUUUGGGCUUAUGAUGCUUAAGUUCUUUUCUUUUGUUGCCUCUUUAGGAUUUUCUAAUAAACAAUUAACUAAAUCCACUUUGGUAUAUCGAGACUACACCCUUGGUGUUCUACUUGGAAGUACUACAACUUGAAUAUUUUGUCCUGACUGUCA